Messenger RNA from Centruroides sculpturatus (bark scorpion), 1333 nucleotides. RefSeq names its product midasin-like. Gene Ontology annotation, molecular function: ATP binding; ATP hydrolysis activity. The transcript has 12 exons. Gene Ontology annotation, biological process: ribosomal large subunit assembly; rRNA processing. The coding region runs from base 263 to 1333 and encodes 356 amino acids. The record is from RefSeq and is a predicted model, not a curated record. Gene Ontology annotation, cellular component: preribosome, large subunit precursor. NCBI's taxonomy places the organism in Eukaryota, Metazoa, Arthropoda, Arachnida, Scorpiones, Buthidae.
UAACAGAGAUUUAUUAAAAUGGUGUCAACGAAUUAUUGAAGAUUUUGACCUUACAUCAACAAAAGCAUCUUUAGCAGUUUUUCAGGAUGCAAUAGAUUGUUUUUGUAAACAUAUAUCAUCUACAUAUGAACGUGUAAAUUUAGCAAAAUCUGUUGGCACAAAAUUAAAUCUUACUGAAGCAAAGAUUGAGUACUUUUGUACAAAAUAUAAGCCAGAAAUCUCUAUUUCAUCAGAUAUAGUUAAAAUAGGAAGAGUAACUUUGAUGAAACGAAAACAAAAUACUAUCUCUGAGAAAAGGUGUUCAAAAACAGUGUACGCCCAUACUCGUCAAUCAUUAGCACUUUUGGAAUCAGUUGCAGUUGCUGUUAAAAACUCUGAACCUGUUCUUCUUGUUGGUGAAACUGGUACUGGAAAAACAUCAGUUGUUCAAUAUCUUGCUGAUUUAUUAGGCCAUAAACUUACUGUAAUUAAUAUGAAUCAGCAAAGUGAUAGUGUGGAUCUUUUAGGAGGGUAUAAGCCAGUUAAACUGAAAUCCAUAAUAGCUCCAUUGCAUAAAGAAUACGAAGAAAUAUUUUGUCAAAGCUUUUCUCGUAUUCAGAAUAUCAAAUUUCUUGGUCAUAUUUCAAAAUGCUAUUCUUCUCAAAGGUGGCAAGAUAUGUUUAAAUUAAUGUUGCAUACUCAAAAGAAUGCUAUUGAGAAAUACAUGUCAGGUAGGAUAUAUAUGUAUAAGCCAGUUAAACUGAAAUCCAUAAUAGCUCCAUUGCAUAAAGAAUACGAAGAAAUAUUUUGUCAAAGCUUUUCUCGUAUUCAGAAUAUCAAAUUUCUUGGUUAUAUUUCAAAAUGCUAUUCUUCUCAAAGGUGGCAAGAUAUGUUUAAAUUAAUGUUGCAUACUCAAAAGAAUGCUAUUGAGAAAUACAUGUCAGGUAAAUCUAAUGAAGAUAAAGAAUGCUUAAUUGAAAGAUGGAAAAAAUUAGGAUAUAAAAUUCAUCAAUUACAAUCUCAAAUGAAACAUAUGGAAAAUACUCUGGCAUUUUCUUUUAUUGAAGGAAGUCUUGUCAAAGCAAUAAAAGAAGGAGAAUGGAUUCUUUUAGAUGAAAUUAAUCUUGCUGAAGCUGAAACCUUGGAAUGUUUUGGAGGUCUUUUAGAAAGUGCUUCCAGUUCAAUUACUUUAACUGAAAGAGGAAUGAACAAGGGAAGUCUUGUCAAAGCAAUAAAAGAAGGAGAAUGGAUUCUUUUAGAUGAAAUUAAUCUUGCUGAAGCUGAAACCUUGGAAUGUCUUGGAGGUCUUUUAGAAAGUGCUUCCAGUUCAAUUACUUUAACUGAAAGAGGGUAA